AUGAUAGAUGAUGAAGGUACUGAAAUUAGAAUAACUUGCUUUGGCAAUGUAGCAGAGAUGCAUUAUCAUAGGGUUGAACCAGGAACAUAUUAUACUGUGUCAAAAGGUUGCGUUAAAGAAGCUAACACUAAAUGGAAUAAGCUUAACAGCCAUCUUGAGAUAACUUUGGACAAUAAUUCAAUAUUGAAGCGUUGUGAUGUUGUUGUUGAAAGUGAAGCAAAUAAUUCUCAAUUCACACCAAUCAAUGAAAUUACAUAUUGCACCAAUAACACUUUAGUUGAUGUUAUUGGUAUUGUAGUUACUAUUGGAAAACCCUCAUUAAUUCACAGGAAGGAUGGAAGCGAAGUAACGAAGAGAACUGUAAAAAUAAAUGAUGUCUCAACUUUUACUAUCGAUGUUAACUUAUGGGGAGCGACAUGGCAAGGGCUAGGUGAAGAUUUGAAGAACAUGCACACAACCCAAACAGUUGUUGUCCUUGCAGUCAGAAAUGCUCGUGUUGGUUAUUUCAAUGGAAAGGUGAUCAACACAACCACAGCAACAACUCUAAAUAUAAACCCUUCUAUCCCUGAAACAGAGACACUUAUGUCAAGAGGAAAGAUUCCAGAUGCCCUUUUACCGUUGUCAUGUGUUGUUGGACAGCUUAACUCACAAUACAGUAGGAUGACAAUCACAGCUGUUUUAGAGUGUACAAGUGUUCUCUCUGAAAUAGUUGAAACUACUAUUAGGGUUGUUGUGAGAAUCAUUAAAAUUUAUUCUUUUUGUUAUCCAGCUUGCCCUUUGAAAUUUAAUGGAAAAGAGUGUAAAAAGAAAUGCGUCCAGCAAAAUGAUAAUCAAUGGUUUUGUUCAAGAUGUCAAACUCAUGUGCCAGAAUGCAAUUACAAAUACUUAUUGCAGAUGAAGCUCCAAGAUCAUACAGGCACUCUUUGGGCUACUGCCUUUGAUGAGGUUGGCACAAAUAUACUGCAAAUAUCUGCCAAGGAGCUUUACAUGCUGCAAUACAAUUUGACUACACAAAAAACACCUCAGUCCAUUAUCAAGCGUGUGCUUUUGUCUUCCUUUGUUUUCACACUCUCUAUUACAAUAGACAUGUACAAUUCAGAGCCCAGGCUCAAAGCAAUGAUUACCAAAGUUGCCAAAAUUGAUUACCAGGCUGAAAGUGCUCUUCUGCUUGCAGAGAUUGCUCGGAUGACUACAACUGCAGAGUUCCAGACCAAUUAG
Molecule: messenger RNA, 1218 nt
Organism: Cryptomeria japonica (Japanese cedar)
Lineage: Eukaryota; Viridiplantae; Streptophyta; Pinopsida; Cupressales; Cupressaceae
Product: replication protein A 70 kDa DNA-binding subunit A-like
Exons: 1
Coding region: 1-1218 (405 amino acids)
Biological process (GO): DNA repair; DNA recombination; DNA replication
Cellular component (GO): nucleus
Molecular function (GO): DNA binding
Source: RefSeq, a predicted model, not a curated record